Serinus canaria (Common canary) is the source of this 711-nucleotide messenger RNA. RefSeq lists its product as uncharacterized. The coding region runs from base 1 to 636 and encodes 211 amino acids. The record is from RefSeq and is a predicted model, not a curated record. NCBI's taxonomy places the organism in Eukaryota, Metazoa, Chordata, Aves, Passeriformes, Fringillidae. The transcript is spliced from 3 exons.
AUGGAGCGGGGAUGCAGCGCCCGGCUUCCUCUGCCCUGGGUAGGGGAGCGGCGUUUGGCCCCGGGCGCUGCAGGGACGGGCCGCCCGCCUGUGCCCGCCCGUGCCCGCCCCGCCGGUCACGCGGGGUGCGCGGCACGGGAUGCGGGAGCCGGCGGCGGGAGGGGCGGCGGGGGGCGGCACGUGUCCCGCCGGGCGGAGGGGCGGCCGCCCGCCUUGGGCCAGGGGAGUCCCUGGAGGAGGCGAGAGCUCCCGGUCGUGGCGGCGGUGCCUCGGCGCCAUGGGAGCCGAGGCGUGCGCUGGGCCUGUGCCCGCCAGCGGAGCGGGGUGCGGGUGAGGGUUAAGUGCGCCCCGAGAACAACAGCUGCCUUUCUCUCUGCUCCCCUAAACAUCAGCAAACAUCCCCAUUCCUCACCCGCUUUCCCGCGUUCUCCGCUAAACGAAGAACUACCACUACUCCCAAGAUGGCUUUGUGUACAUUGUAACCUCCCGCAAGUCACUGAGGCUGAUAGCAAAGCUGGAAGCUGUAAGGAAUGCCAUGGGAAAGAACAUGGAGUUCUAGUGGACUACCAGAAAAUUUCUGAAGAUAAAGAAUAUGGUGUUGGAUAUUUGGAGAACAAAGCUGCUUCCAUGCUUUAAAAAUGGGGGGAAAACAGCAACAGCAGAACAAAGCAAGGGAAGGACAAUCACCAACUUGUGCUUGUGUCCCUGCCU